CCACUUCAUAAGGUUUAAAAAGACCUCAUGCAAACUCCAAAUUGCCACAUUUUGCCCACAACUCUCUCCAAAAGAACAGACUUUAUAAGCUUCCCCUCUAUAAAAGACUCGUGGACAAGCCGAAACGCUUAGCCCCUCAUCGUAAAUCGACAUGACGGCGAAGGAAUGCUGCCACCGCCACCACCCCGAGAAGGACCGGCGGCUCUUCUCCCUCUUCCUCGGCCUCGUCGUCCUCGUCCUCUUCAUCAUCUUCCUCGUCUUCCUCAUCUUCCUCAUCCUCCGCCCCGCCAAGCCCGCCUUCGUCCUCCGCGACGCCACCAUCUACCAGUUCAACUCCUCCACUGCGCCGAGCCUCCUCAACACCAACAUGCAGGUCACGCUGUCGUCCCGGAACCCCAACGAGAGGAUUGGCAUCUACUACCAGAAGCUCGACACGUACGUGUCGUACCGGGACCAGCAGAUAACACUGCCGACGCUGCUGCCGUAUAGCUACCAGGGGCACAAGGAGGUGAUCAACUGGUCGCCGUUCUUGUGCGGGAGCGCCGUGCCGGUGUCGCCGUUCCUCACGGCAGCUCUGGAGCAGGACCGGAACGCGGGGAGCGUGCUGGUGGACAUAAAAGUGGAUGGACGUGUGAAGUGGAAGGUUGGGACGUGGGUAUCCGGCAAGUAUCAUCUCCAUGUCAACUGUCCAGCUUUGCUGGUGUUCGAAGAACCGUGUUGCGGCAUCGCUGUUGGACCCUCCGUGAAGAUUCAGGUCACUCAACACUGUACUGUUGAUGUGUAGAGAGAGAAACUGUGGUAGUGUUGGAUCUCUCUCUCUCUCUCUCUCUCUCUCUCUCUCUCAAUGUGAUUUGUUUCCUUCUUCCUCUCUUUUUCUUCUCCCUAGUAAUUGAAAAUGCAUCAACUGAGGUAAAUUUCAGUUUCUCUUCUUCGUCUUCGUCUUCUUCUUCUGGCUUCGUCUGGCUCCUAUGCUUAGGCAAUAUAGCUACGGGGUGCACUGAAGAUGGGGGCUGUGAACGUUGUUGUAAAGACGAAAAAUACGGUUACGAAGGAGACUAUUUGAGCUCAACUCGCGGGUUGUCUGAACUCGACUCGAUUUGUUUUCAACUAGUCGGGAUUGAAUUUGA
Rhodamnia argentea is the source of this 1127-nucleotide messenger RNA. RefSeq names its product NDR1/HIN1-like protein 1. Bases 152 to 784 code for a protein of 210 amino acids. The record is from RefSeq and is a predicted model, not a curated record. Gene Ontology annotation, biological process: defense response to other organism. NCBI's taxonomy places the organism in Eukaryota, Viridiplantae, Streptophyta, Magnoliopsida, Myrtales, Myrtaceae. The transcript has 2 exons.